AUGGAUGUGGUAGUUCGAGCUGGCAACUGCGAGUUGACCACCAUUGCGUGUUCCUACGAAGUGUCGACGGCUACUGGCGGGUUCCCGGCAUCCCGCAGCAGCACAGCAGCAGGCGUGUCUCCCGGCCAGAUGAGCGGGGUUGGCGGAGCAGCGACGACAGAGAAUUCACGUGCGGGGGGUGGGCCACGCUGCUUUUCUUGUGGCGAAACCGGCCACCGCCAGUCAGCGUGUCCUCGGCGCGGUGGCAACCACACAUUGUUGGCGAAAGACGUCGACGGCGACACAGGGGCUGAGUAUGAUGGCCCGCCAAUCUUCGACGUUGAGCCUGAGCCGGUGGAAGAGCAUCUAACCAACUAUACAUUUGAGCAAACCAUUAACAGCCCCGUUGCAAAUGAUGGGGCACAGAGAGCACUGCACAGGUACGUAAGUUGA
Molecule: messenger RNA, 432 nt
Organism: Striga asiatica
Lineage: Eukaryota; Viridiplantae; Streptophyta; Magnoliopsida; Lamiales; Orobanchaceae
Source: the annotation of a GenBank genome assembly